UCCCAGGUCAACUGUCAAGUUAACCUAGUGCACUCAGUAACUUCUAAGUCACUUUCAGUGACCAUGCACCUGGUUAUUCCACGUGUGGAGACAUACAGGUGAUUCUGAGUCUUUAAAUCCAUCCAAUCAAUUUUUUACUCUGGAAAGUAAUUUCUCCAAAGUUUUUAUAAUUAUAAGUCACUCAAUCAAUCACCUGGUGCUUGUUCAAAACUCCAAGAGGACGUUCGGUUUUCAAGGAGUUAAGUGAAGACAUGCCAAGGAAAGGUCCUCCUGGAAUACUCAGAACCUGAGACCUGAAGACCUGACCCCCAACCGGAGCUCUACAUCCCAGAGUCCUCAUGGCUGGGGAAUCUGUAACACUCAAGUCACCUGCAAAGAAACCCCUCUUCUCCCAAAGGAGUCUGCCAUGUCCUCCAACACAGCUGUCUCCAGGGACUCCUCCUCCGUGAAGCUGCACUCUGCCCUGAAACCGGAGGAGCCCAGGACCACCCUUGGCGAUGCCUUGAACUUCUCCCUGGAUAACUUGACCAGAGGUGGCAAGGUCAAGCAACAAGUGUUCUCACCCGCCAGGCUGCUCAGCUCCUCUUGCUCCUUGGAGAAGACAUUGCGGUGCAGCUGCGCCUUCCACGGAGUCCCCACUCCCACCGUGCAGUGGUGGAUGGGAGGUGCCCCUGUGGAUGUGAACCCCGUGGGCAACAUCCUCCAGGUGACUUUCACCACGCUUGCCCCGUGGGCCAACAGCACCAUCCGCCUGGUGGGGGAGCCAGAAGUAGUCACCAGACUUCACUGUGAGGGCAAGAACCAGUAUGGAACCCACACUUCCGGUGUCUUCCUGAUACCAGAUCAGAACUCCAUUUCCGGUGUGUUCCUGAAAGGGCUGAUCCAGGGCCUGGUGUACGGGGCCGUCGCGGCCGCCUUGCUGCUCCUCUUCCUCGUCCUCCUGGGAAUGAAGCUGUUUAAGUGGUGGGAAGAAAGGCAGAUUCUCAAGGCCAAAGCAGCCCAGACCCUCAAGAAACCAGAGCCGCAGGAGGAGCCAGCGGGGCCGGAGAAUCUGAAGCUGCAGCCCAGCGGGCAGGAGAUAGAGGGCCCUGGACAGCGAGGGAAGGGUGCAGGCACGUGACCACCACAUGGCUUGCAGUGUGCGUGGCUUGCAUGAAGCGUGCGUGGCUUGCAGCCUGGGUCCAUCAGACUCGUGGGGACCGCACCACUGCUGACUCUGGAUGUGGAGAGCCACCUGCCUCUCACCGCUUGCUCGCCAAGCUGCCCUCCCUGGAUGCCCACAGACCCCGCCCUGGGCUGGGGCACAAGACGGAGCCAGGCCGAGGUCCUGGACAUGGGGACUCUGGGUUGUCACUUCCUGCAUGGCAUUGGGGGAGGAGGGUUUGGCCCGGGCAGUGCCAGGCUGACAACAGGGAGCCAGAUGGGCCACCCCUUGUGUGUGGCAAGGCUGCCACAUGUAAGUGAAUCGAGCAGUAUUUAUCUUUCCAUAUAUGCUUAUUCCAUGUCACAUAGCGGCCUCCAGGUCCACCCAUGUUGCCACACACAGCAAGAUCCCUUCCUGUUUAAGGCUGUGUAGUAUUCCCCUAUGUGUGUGCAAAUGUCCCUCUGUCCUCCCCUCCCUCCCCACAUUCAUUCAGUCCUUUAGCUCCCAUUUCGCCGCAGCCCAGGUUCCACACUCCACACUCGGCACACUGAGGAUGCAGAGCUGAGACGGGCCAAUUCCUGUCUAAACUAGGACACGUUUAUCCAGGGGGGCGGGGUGGGGCCGCUGGCCCCCGCCCCCGUAGGAGGCACAGCCUGCAUGACCCUGCCGGGACCAAGCGCGUUCAUCCACUCCUCCACAGCCCGUAGCCUGGGGGAGGGGCUCUUAUGCCCAAGUUACGGAGCAGGAAGAUCAGGCCCAAGGUGACACCUAAGGUCACCCCCAAGACAUCGCCCGUCCCCACCCAUGAGGGAGCUGACAUCCACCAGCUGGAGUCCUUCCCAGGGUCUCAGCCCGAGGGGCAAAGCUGGAUCCAGGUGCCCCUGCCCUGUCCUGCAAGCCGCGGCCACUGGACAUUGAUGGCUCUCCCUAACAGAGACAGGAAGGUGGACGACAGGCAGGGCUUUGUCCAGCCGGGAGAAGCAGGUCCAGGCUGCGCCUCCCACUCCACCCUGAAGCCUGUCUCUAUCUCAGCCCCACUCACACAGGCUCGUCCCUAGUGUGCCCCACCUGCUGGGCCUGGGGACGGCUGCCGCCUCUGGCCUCUUCCCCAGUGGGGACCCUCCCUCGGGUCACUGCAGGGCGGCCUGGGAGUGGCAACCUUUGUGGUCGGCCUCAUGGUGCUGGAGCUGGGCCACCAGAUUUGGGCCUCAGCUCCUGCCAAGUGUCGGACAGUGAUGUCCCCCACCCCAGCUUCCUCUGCAAAGCAGGAGCAGAACAGACCCCGCCCGCCCCAAGGUGAAGAGGACUGUGGUCAUUCCGCAGCUCCCAUGCUGUGGGGGGCACUGGAACCGCAGCUAUGGUCUCCGAGCCCUCCGUCGGGGCCACCGUGCUCAGGGCACAUGACGUGGUCCUCCCACUCUGACCUGUCCAGGUCCACCACAGAAACAAGUUCAUGAUCAGAGUCUUUGCAGAGGGGCUGGUGCAGUUGUGAGGGUCUGGGGGCGGGUGCGAGGGUCUGUGUGUCCUCCCCCCAGUUCGUAUGUCGGACCCGGGGUGUUUGGGAGGUGGUGAGGUCAGGGGCUCAGAGCCUUCAGGAGUGGGAUGAAUGCCCUGCAAAGCCGCAGUCCUCCCCUUCUGCUGUCUGAGGACGCAGGCGGAAGACGCCCUCUGCCAAGCAGAAGCAGCUCUCACCAGACACAGACCUGCCGGCUCCUUGAGCUGGGCGUUCUAGUCUCCAGGAGGGGCGGCGCCCGCCUGUGACCCCAACAUCCAGGAGGCUGAGGCAGGAGGAACUCCCGUGGGAGUUCAAAUCCAGCCUACGUUACACAGCAAGACCUG
Molecule: messenger RNA, 2983 nt
Organism: Chinchilla lanigera (long-tailed chinchilla)
Lineage: Eukaryota; Metazoa; Chordata; Mammalia; Rodentia; Chinchillidae
Product: SIGLEC family-like protein 1
Exons: 6
Coding region: 407-1120 (237 amino acids)
Biological process (GO): cell adhesion
Cellular component (GO): plasma membrane
Molecular function (GO): sialic acid binding
Source: RefSeq, a predicted model, not a curated record